Molecule: messenger RNA, 4047 nt
Organism: Sclerotinia borealis F-4128
Lineage: Eukaryota; Fungi; Ascomycota; Leotiomycetes; Helotiales; Sclerotiniaceae
Source: the annotation of a GenBank genome assembly
AUGGCCCCAACUCCAUUGACGCGACACCCGCACCCUGCCUAUCAAUCCCAAGCGGUGAUCGAUUUGACGGGAGACCAUGAAGAAACUACUAGCGAGUCCUCUUCUCCGCACCAUCAUGGCCUCAUACUCCCUGGGACAUUUCCAACACCUUCGACUGGAAAUUCGCGACCAUAUAUAAAUCCACAUUAUGAUAAUCGCUUUGCUCCAAUAUUACCAGCAAACUCACAACCAAUAGAGGCUGAAAUACCCAAUGGAUUCGAUUAUGCGCCAAUUCUGCCAGGUGCUACAGUCGCAAACAGAUACCCUCACUCAAGAGAGGUGACACGGUCUUCUAAUACAUCUGCAGCAAAAAGACGAGAUCGGGGAGGGAACAAAGAGGUUGACCCACGCUCUCAGCAGGAGUCACCUCCUACAAUCGAAAAUGCUCCAAAGAGAAGACGAACGUCGGGGGGCAUGGGUGAAGACAGCUCUAACCAGGAGCUGCACUCAAUUAUCAAACCCCCAACCCCCGAGACGCUGGCAAUGAGGAAAUUAGCUGGAAAGCAUCCUGCUCAGUAUCUCAACGGACAAUCUCAAGGAAACGGAGAAUCUGCCAACGAGCGCUCUUACCAAGAUCUACGCCCCACGAUCGAGAACUUUUCCAAAAGAAGACCAUCGACGAGGGAAACGACGGAGCAGGAGUCCACCCAGAAUCCCAUGGGACAAGCUCAAGGGAAUGCAGCGUUGACAGCUCCUCAUCAAGGCUCAAUAACAGUUGUUCUACCUCCCAAUAGAACCACUUCAAGCUUCAGUGAGGUAGCAAAACCCUCGGUCUUCCAACCUGCCCCUUCUCUAUCUCCGCGGAUCCGUGAUAGAUUUUCCGAAAUGCUUCAUAGCCAGGUGUUUGUUCAUAUUAAUACUGCCAUGUUUCGUCAUAAGCGAACAAUAAACCCAAAGAAGCUUCACGAGAUUGGUACUUCAGUUGCUGGCGUACUUGUGGACAGUCCUAUGUUCGAAAACCUCAAUCGUUAUGGAGGGAAAUUGUCGCCCGAAGAUGAGAUCGUGAUAUCAGAGAAAGCUAGGCAAUAUGUAGACGAUUUCGUCGCACAAAGUCUUGCUCUUCCGGCUCUUAAACCCAACCAGAAGAACCGUGAGCCGAACUCCGACUGGGAGGAAAGUGAGAAUGUCGUGACUAACUCAGAUCGAGCUAGUAGUAUGUUGAAGGACAGUUCGGUUCCAAGAGAUUAUCUUAGACUCCGGACAUAUUCAUUGUCUCCAGCAACAUCCUCUGGCGCCGAUGUCGUAGAUAAUUCUGGCUCUCGUAGCGAGAUACGAAAAGCAAAGAAGACAAACAAUAUUCAUCCCCCAAGAAGGGGCACUCGAUCUCAAGCUCACUAUGUUCAAGCUGAAUCAUAUGAUUCCUCGACAGACGCUCAGUCCGUAGAAAAUGAGGCUCUGCUAAAGAUGAAGAAUGGAAAGCGCGCCAGCUUACAGCAUGCCAGCGGUGAUCUCAUGCAAGUUGACACAAACCUAGAUGUAGCCGACAUGACAUCCUCGCAUGAUAUGACUGCUCUCGGCCAAACCAUUGAUGGACAACCACGUCCAUAUAUCGACGCUAAGAGUCGAGAGAGGAUUCGCCGUGGUCUCGAACGUGCCACUGAUCAAGAGCGGGAAAUACUUCUCGGGCGAAUUUACCACAUUGACUUUUGUGAGGAAGAGCUAUCAGCUGUGCGCCGACUCCUGCAAUCGCAAACACAAUUACGAGGGAAGCCAACUAUCGCACUGCUCAUGCAAAAUCAAAAGCUGAAAGUGCCUGAAUUGGUUUCGUUAAUGAUGUCAAAACGGCAAACACCCCACGAAGAUCUUGGCGAGGACCUUAUCCACAGUCGUGGACCAAAGUCAUUAACUUCUUUUCUCAGAGAUGCCGCUGUUGGCGAAAUAUCUGUAAAUACACGGACUCUAAAGGUACUUCCUAAACGGCCCUCGGGUCAAUUUUCUGCACUCCUAAGACAACGUGAGAUACACGGCAUGGUCCCCGUUCGAUCUUGCGGUGGUCAGAUAUCAUAUACACGAGAGGUUAGUUCCGUACUCGAGGAUUCAUUGCAAAGGAAGGUUGAAUGGACAGAUUGCUGCGGUGACAUAUGGGCCAUCAGUUGGACAAGUAGUGACGCCUUUGUAUGUGGUGCUACUGCACAUUCUGAUAGCCAUAAUAUGCAAUACAAUAAGCCGGGCAAUCUCGUCGUUGGUUCUGUUUCCAAGGAGGCUUUGGAUGCAAUACCAGAUCAUCGAAUAGUCCGACCGAUUGUGAACGCGAGCGAGAAUGCUGAGAAUGCCCUUGAAUCUAUGAGGCAAACCCAGGACCCUUGGCUGUAUACGUCCAUUUCGGCAGUAUCUCACAGUCAAAAGAGUGGCCUCAGUUUCACUGCGAGCUUUGAUAGGACUGUUAAGGUCUGGAGGGUCUCGCCAUCUGAUACUGGAUCAUCAAUGGAUAUUUUGGGGACCUGGCCGCAUGGAGGAAAAGUCAAUUUUGUCACAACCUCGGAGCAUCACGAUCUUGUAGCUACGGCGUCUGAUGUUUCCAAUAAUGCCGUCCGUGUUUAUCGAUUUGACGAGAACAAUGUAAACGGAUCGGCAUUCGAUACCUACAAUGGCGAGAAAGCCGCCGAGCAAGCACAGGAAUUGGGCAGAAAAGACUCAUGGGCGUACUAUCCUGCCACCGUCCAGUGGGGAAAAGCAGAAAGUGUAUCACAUCUAUUACUCGUUGGCUACUCACCACGCUCGAUCAGCGAUGAUGAAGUUGAUAUUCCCGAGGACAAGAGGAACAGUGGAGAGUUAAGCUUGUGGAAUACACUCGAUGGUUCUAGGGUUCCAAUUGCUUCUGCGCGUGCCCAGAAUGUUUUUGAAGUCGUUUGGCAUCCAACUAAGCCAGCUUUCAUUGCUGCCACAUCUCCUUGCGGCGUCUUUAAAAGCGAGACAAAAACACAAGUUAGGCUAUUCGCAGCAAGGACCGACAAGAAUGAUUAUACCGCUUUCUAUCCAAUUAGAGUUCUUGAUUGUCCCGCAUUGGAUAUCAAUGAGUUGACGAUUAUACCAAAUAGCCUUUCUCAAAGCUACGUAACGGCUAGCUGUACAGAUGGAAAUACCUAUGUUUGGGAUACUGGAGCCAUCGGCGACGAUGCGAUUCAUGUUCUUCCGCAUGGAGAAUCGCUUGAUAACCCAUAUCAUGACCUUCCUCGUGAAAUUGCAGACACCGGUGUUAAAUUUGCUGCUUGGGGGAAGACUUCUGACCGAUUUUAUACUGGUGCUUCCGAUGGUAAAGUUAAGGCCUGGGAUAUACAGAGACCGCGUGGAAAAGCGCUUGUUCGAGAGGUGCUCGCGGCUUCUGGUGGGAUAGGAGCCGGAGCUUUCUCCUCCGACUUUUCUAAGCUUAUUAUUGGUGAUGCAACGGGAAAAGUUCAUCUAUUGACGCGAAGUGACAUCGAUCCGGAACUAAAGAAUUUAGACUUUGAAGAGUUGGAUGAUUCAUUACAGAUCAAAGCUAUGAAACAAAACCUUCGAUAUAUUCCACAUUUAAGAGGACCCAGAUUAAUCAAGCAUCAUCCGGAGCCUGCACCUCCUGAGAACUACGAUAUGCAAGUUUACGACACAGGCGUUGAGAUCUCGAGCCAUUUUAUUUUUGAAGGUCAUAUCACUAUAAAUCCAGACCCGGCUAUUGGCGCAAUUCAAGGUCCGAACUAUCACGAGCUUGGUCUCUAUCGUUUUGACGCACAUAUAGAUCAAGAUGGCACCAAAGCUUUACUACCUUAUCAUCAGGCUCGACAGCAGCACUAUUUACAUAUAAACAUGGCGCCUGAUCCGCUUCCAAUUCUACCGUAUCUUACGCAAAGCUCGGAUUUAGCUGCUCAUAUGCGCAAUCUGUCUUUAAAUUUUGAGUUCAACGAGCUGGAGCAGGAAACCCGAAGGCAAUUAUUGAUGGAUGGGGCGCAGCUCGAGGCGGAUGAUGACUUCGAGUAUGAAAUUAGCCCGAAGAUAGAGAUUUUCAAGAAUAAGCGGUAUAAAAAGCAUUGA